Molecule: messenger RNA, 7181 nt
Organism: Salmo salar (Atlantic salmon)
Lineage: Eukaryota; Metazoa; Chordata; Actinopteri; Salmoniformes; Salmonidae
Gene: nup214
Product: nucleoporin 214
Biological process (GO): protein import into nucleus; RNA export from nucleus
Cellular component (GO): nuclear pore
Molecular function (GO): structural constituent of nuclear pore; protein binding
Source: RefSeq, a predicted model, not a curated record
CUUGCAAAUGAAGUUUGUGCGUCACUUCCUUAUUGUAUUUCACAAAAUUUCAGCGCGGUAUGAUUUCUUUUCAUGUGGAAAGGAAAGGCUAGAACCAGCCCGUGUAUAUUUCGUAAAGUUCUGUUGUAGCUGAAGUAAUUAUAUCUGCUGUUAAUUUCAAAAUGAGUGAAGACCCUGACUCUCCUCCCGAAAGGGAAAUGAAGGAUUUUCAGUUCCGGCAAAUGAAGAAAACCCGUGUCUUUGAUUCACCUGAUGAGCUGCCGAAGGAUAGAUCAAGUCUGCUCGCCAUCUCCAACAAAUUUGGACUGACAUUUGUCGGACUAGACAGAAAGAUCAAGGUGUACCUCACGGGGGACAUCCUAGCUUCAGACAAAGUUGAUGGAAACUCCAAUGAAAUAGUUGAGGGGAUAGCAGCCUUAGCUGAUGUUCAUGUGGAGUUGCCUGUGCACAACCUGGGACUCAGCAGUGAUGAGCUCACCCUGUCAGCCAGUGGCAUGUCAGAAGCAUCAGGCCUGUCACUGGCCUUCUACGACGUCCGCACCUUCAUCAACAAGGCCCGACCGCAGAAGUUGCCAUUUGCGACUCUGCAACCGAGAGCCGGCCUGGGCAUUAUUGUGCAGGACCUCAAAUGGAACCCGGUGCAGGUUUCCAUGCUGGCCACCUGUCUGUCUGACGGCAGCAUGAUGGUGCUGGAGGUCACAGACAGCGUCACAGUGCAGGCCCAGCUACCUGCCACAGAGGGCAUCACCUGUGUAUGCUGGAGUCCCAAAGGAAAGCAAGUAGCCGCAGGAAAAAUGAAUGCAACAGUCAGUCAGUAUACUCCAGGGCUUCAGGAGAAGAAAGUGAUCCCCUGCCCAAGCUUCUACAGCUCUGACAACCCUGUCAAAGUGCUGGAUGUGCAGUGGCUGAGUACGUUUGUGUUUGCUGUGGCAUAUGCAGCAGCCGACGGCUGUCCGGAAACACCUCCUGAACUGGUGGUGAUCUCCCUCCCUACAAAGACAGAGAAGAGGGAGGAGAGGUACCUGAACUUCAACGACCCAGUGUACGGCACCUGCACUGAGAGACAGCAUCACUACUUCCUCAGCCACAUAGAGGACUGGGAUGUUGUUCUUGCCGCAUCAGCAGCCUCCAUUGAAGUCAGUGUCAUCGCCAAGCAAGAAGAUAAGACCAACUGGGAGCUGUGGUUGCUGGAGGACGCCAGCAGGGGAGAGCUGCCUGUCUCUCAGAAUAACGACGACACGCUGCCUCUGGGGCUGGCCAUCGACUACACCAGCCAGCAGGAGAUCCACAUCACCGAUGAGAAGACUUUGCCCCCGGCGCCCACUCUGCUGCUGCUGUCUACAGAUGGAGUUCUGUGCCCCUUUUCACUGCUCAACUUCAACCCUGGGGUCAAGCAACUGGUCGCUGCCCCCACCAGCCUGGCCCUGGACGGAGAGAGACUGCCCCCUGCAGGAUCUGCAGCUCCCCUCCCCCCUUACCCAACCUCCUCUCUCCCAUCAGCCCCGGCGGCAUUCCCUCCGCUCCGCCUUCCCUUGGCCACCACACCAAACCCUCCUCCCCCUGCCUCCUCCCCUGCCUCUGUUUCACUGUUCACCGCAGCCCCAGCUCCAGCCUCCUCAUCCGGCUUCUCGUUCUCCAUGCCCCCCUCCUCUUCCACUGCUCCCCCCGCCUUCUUUCUGGGGGGCUCUACUGCCUUCAGUGCGAGCCCAGCCUUGGCCACCUCUGGUAGCUUCUCCUUCUCCUCCAAGCCCCUGACAGAGACCCCAGCCGCAGCUUCGGCCUUCUCCGUCAGUGCCCCCAAACUUCCAGUGAUGGAAAUGGCUCCAGUUCCGGCCCCCACUCCAAAGCCCACCCCCCAGCGCCUGGCCACCGCCUCCCCCAUCACGGUGCUCCGAGGCACCCCCGAGCCAACCACUCCCGCUGUGAAGAUGAACCUCAAUGACAGAUUCCUGGCAGUAGAAACCCCCGCUGCAGCUCCAGCCUCCCAGCCCUUCUCCUUCAACUCCACACCCAAAGCUGCCUUCUCUGAGCCUAGCAGCCAUCCCGCUCCUCUGCCCAUAGUCACCAAGUCUGCAGCCAUGCCAGGCCCAGUCCAAACCAGUACACCCCCCACGGUUGUACAGAAAUCUGCCCCAGCCACCCAGACAAGUACACCCACUCCACAGGCUGCGCUGAGUGUGAAUGCCCUGGAAAAGCAGCUGCAGCCGAGGAAGGACUCAGACCCAGUCAUGGCUGGAAUACUGGAGGAGAUCGCCCACUUCCAGAAGGAGUUAGAUGACCUGAAGGCACGCAGCCACAAGGCAGACUUCAGAGUGGGCACCACAGAGGAGAUGAAGGAGCUGAGGAAGGAGUCUGAGGACCUCCACAUCUUCACCCUGGAGAUCAAAGACACCACUGAGUCUCUCCACGGGGACAUCAGCACUCUGAAGACCACCAUGCUGGAGGGCUUUGCCGGGGCGGAGGACGCAAAGGCCCAGAGUGAGCUCAACAGACACCGGGGCUACCUGCAGCUGCUGUACAAGAAACCACUGGACCCACGCAGUGAAGACCAACUCAAGGAGAUUCGCAGGCUGUACCAGUAUGUAAAGUUUGCUGUGGAGGAUGUGAACGACGUGUUGGACCUGGAGUGGGAGAAACAUCUGGAGAAUAAGAAGAAACAGAAACACAUGAUUGUCCCAGAGAGGGAGGCUCUAUUCACAGCCUUGGCCAACAACCUGGACAUCAUCAACCAGCAGAAGCAGAGGCUGGACACACUGGUCAAAGACCUCCAUGCCCUGCGGCUCUACAACAAGACUGCAGCCUGGAGCACUCCUGCCCCCAGCCAGCCUGCUGCUACCACCCCCACCGAACAGAGUUUGGACAACGAGCUGGAGAGUUUGAGGGAUGCACUCCUGAAAGCCAGUCUGGAGACCAUUCCCAAGACCACUUCGAAAUCUCCAGCCAAAAUGUCUCCGAUGAAGCAGUCUCAGCUGCGUAACUUUCUCUCCAAGAGGCAGACACCACCAGUCCGCUCCACCGCUCCAGCCAACCUGUCCCGCUCGGCCUUCCUCUCUCCCAAAUACUACGCGGACCUGGACGAUGUGAGCUCCACCUCCUCCCUGUCUCAGGCCCUGGACCCAGACUACUCCCAUUAUUUUGCGGAGGAAGAACCAGAGCCUGAGCCUGCCCCCCUCCCCAUGCUCCCCCUCUCUAUGCCCCGCCACCCCACGGUGGUACGCACCCCCUCCAUAGCCCCGGGGUUUGGGGCCAUCCAGUCCACUCCCUUCAGUAAGGUGCGCCAAGGACUGGGCCUCAGCCCCAUCAUGAGCCCAGUUCCAACCAAUAAGAUCAACAUGGGAGGUGCCGACAGCACGGCACUAGCCACUAAGACGGUGAAGCACGGAGCCCCGCCUACUGAGAAGGCCACACCCGUCCCCCUUCCUGCCCAACAGGCUGCUGCUAAAGCCGCUUUCCUCAGACAAAUGGCCAAUCAGAAACCAGCAGUCAGUGGCUCUCUGACAGAGUCCACCCUGAAGACUGUUCCCCAGGUGGUCAACGUACAGGAGCUCAAUGACAAAGGACCGCCACCGCCUAUCUCCACUGUGAUCAGCUCCUCAGUCCCAGCCCCGGUCGGUCAGGUUGUUCAGCAAGUUUUGGCUACAGUGGCCAACACCAACCAGGCCAAACGAAAUUCUACUCAAGGCAUACUGAAGGUGUCCGCUGAGAGUGUCUGCUCAGCUUCCCCCCAGGGUUUUGUGUUUGGCGGACCCCCUAAAGCUGACGCCCCAGUCUCCCUGCCCCCCUCCAGCUCAGCCCCAUCACUGGGGGAGCAGAGCAGCAAAGCCUUCUCCUUCACCGCAGCGUCUGCCGGGGGCUUCAGUUUCUCCUCUGUGUCCCAAGGAGCUCCACCAGUAAAGGACGUGAGUAAAUUCUCCUUCAGCAGCGCUGGCGGCGGCACAGGAAAGAUGAUGUUCGGCUCCUCUGCCGGGGAGGAACCCUUCUCCUUCACCCCCAAAUCCACCUCCCCCGCCCUGGGGGCCAACGGCUCCCCCACCCCUCUUUCCAGCAUGUCAGGCGAGCCUGUGAGGCCCACCUCCAUCACCCCCACCCUCAGAGUGGAGCCCCAGGCCCCCAAGGUGGUAGGAGGAGAGACCCUGGGGAGUUUCUCAGGUCUACGUGUGGGCCAAGGGGACGAAGAGAAGCCCUCAGCGGCCACGUUUAGCUUUGGGCAGCCGGACAACGGAGGGGCGCUAGGGUUAGGCACGGGGGCAGCCCAGUUUAGUUUUGGGUCGGCCCUCCAGCAAGGGAAGCUAGCCGAGGCUGCAUUUGGUGAGGCGGAUUCUACCUUGACAGACUUAUCCAAGGCUGCAUUUAAGCCUCCCGAACCAGCCGCCCUGUCUGUCACUAAGCCUGUGUUCUCCACGUCAGCAGCCACCUCCUUCAGCAGCCUCCUAGCGGCACCCCUCUCUUCCCCCUCAACCACCCUGGAGAAGGAGCACCCCAAAACCCCCACCCCCCCGGCAGACCCCACUCCACCCCUAGAGCCUGCUUCCUCACAGCCCAGCCCCUCCGUCAGCCCCCCUAUCGCUGAGCCUGAGGUUACUACCUCGCCAGAGUCCUCAGUCACCCCCACCCCUACCAUCCCUGAAAAAGCCCCAACGCCCCCAGCUCCCCCCACCGCCUCGACCACCUCUUUCCCCCCUGCCUCCAUCACCCCACCAGCCCAGGCAGCCCCAAACACCAGCCCAGAGCCUGUCAAUGAGUCCACGCCUGCCCCUGAGGCCUCACCACCCGCAAUCACCCCCACCCCGGUGGCCCCACCACUAGCCUACCCGGCCCCCAGCUCGGACAAACCUGUCUCCAUCUUCACCCAGCCACCGGCCGUCAUCGCAGUUAGCACAACUAUAGCCGUCACCAGUCUCACCCCGGUCAUCAACACUGCAGCCCCCGCCUCCACCACCCCUACCAACUCCAACUCCGUAUUUGGGCAGCCCGCUCCAGCCUCAGCGGCUGCCGGCGGCUUUGGUUCCACCGGCUUCGGUGCUCCCCCUGCUACAGGCGCAGCAGCUGGCUUCGGGAAGCCCGUAUUCGGACAGACAGUAGGCGGGUUUGGCCAGCCUGCUGCUAAUGUAGCCGGUGGCUUUGGUUUUGGCCAGUCUGCAUUUGGGGCCAACCCCGGAUUUGGACAGCCCGCAGCGGCCUCCCCUGCUGCAGUUGCCAGUACCGCUGCUAGUGGAGGUGGUUUGUUUGGAGCCCUCAGUGUCAGCAAUGCAAGCGGCUUUUCCUUUGGCACCCCCAGCGCCAGUACGGCCAGCAGUACAGGCACAGGCCUGUUCGGGCAGCCGAGCGCCACCCCGGCCUUCGGGCAGCAGAGUGCCGGGUUUGGACAAGGCUCUGUGUUUGGAAGCAACACCACCACUACAUCCUCCACUGGUUUCAGCUUUGGACAGGCUGCAGCUUUCGGAAGCUCCUCCACUACCUCAGUGUUUGGUCAACAGCCCAGUGGUGGGAGUGUCUUUGGACAGCAACCAUCCAGUGGUGGGGGUCUGUUUGGUUCUAGCUCUGCCACGGUAGCAGGCUCCCAGCAGGCAGGGGGAGGCUUCUUCAGUGGCCUGGGGGGGAAACCCAGUGAGGACGCCGCCAACAAGAACCCCUUCGGCACGACCGCCGCCUCCGGGGGCUUCAGUCAGCCCAACCAGACAGGAGGACCCACCCUGUUUGGGAACAGCGGGGCCAAAACCUUUGGCUUUGGCUCUCCAGCAUCAACAUUCGGAGGGGGGGAGCAGACGGCCAGUGGGACCUUUAGCACGGGAGGCGGGAGCGUGGCUGCUCAGGGGUUCGGCUCCUUCUCCACCCCUGCCAAACAGACAGGUGGUUUUGGGAGCGCCCCUGUGUUCGGUAGCCCCCCUGCUUUUGGGGGCUCCCCGGCUUUUGGGGGGGCAGCAGCGUUUGGCUCGGCACCCUCUUUUAGCAGUCCCAUGGGCUCCUCAGCCAGCAAAGUGUUUGGAGAGGGAACGGCAGCCGCCAACGUGGGAGGAUUCGGCUUUGCCUCCACUCAACAAAGUACACCGUCGUUUGGUGCACUGGCCAACCAGAGUGCCCCAUCGUUUGGUAACCUGGCCCAGCAGCAGCAGGGGUCAGGGUUCGGAGCUCCUCAGCCCAGCGGCUUCUCUGCGUUCGGACAGCAGGGAGGAGGCUUUGGGUCUGCUGGUGGCUUUGGGUCCAAUCAAUCUUCUCAAAUGUUUGGAGCCAGUUCGGGUUGGAGAAGCUAGUUUUUGUAGACCCCCCCCCCCAUUGACAAGUGCACCCAUGCUGUGUGUGGCCAGUCAACACUGCUCUCUGCAAUCAAGCUCUCUGAGUAGACGUCUCUUAAAGGGUGGAGGGAGAGGGUGGGGUGUAGGUGGAGGUGGGGGUGGGGUGGUUGAGAUGACAGUCCAAAACUAGUUCUAUAGUAUGGAACUGACCUUACAGACCAUCGCAAUAAACUUACGUCAAGUACAUCAGUGGCCAACUAAAAUGUGGAAUGUGUAGUUGGAUUAAUUAAUUGACAUUUUGUGUAUCAAUUUUUUUAAAUCAGGACAGUAAUUAUUUAUUACUUAAGUUUAUCAUCCACUAGGAAACAUCUCUAAGGGCACCUAAUGUAAAAAUAAAUAAAUAAAAAGGUUUUGGUCAUAUUUCAAUAAUAAACAUAUCAUGAACUUCCUUUGAAUAACACCUGUAUUCAUAUGACAUAGAAUACUGUUUGUAUAAAUCUGUUAUCCACUGUGGACUGUAACUCUAGUGUAGAUUUAUGCUCAUCCAUCUGAACUUUGCUUUGCUCUAUAAAAUAGUAAUGUAGCCUUGUUGUUUGCACUUACUUUGAAUCAGGGAAAAGUUCUAAGCUUUCAUUUGAAGUUUUAAGAUAUCACAUUUUCCAAGCUUUAGCAAUUAUAAGAAUCAUGUCCUCUGUUUCUCAAAACUCGUGUAUUUUCUUAUUAAAGAAAGUUUAAAAAAAUACUGUAAUCAGUAACUGACUCUAGGCAAGACUUGGACAGGUCGUUGAUAAAAGUAUCCUCUCUUGAUUGCAUACAAUGAACUGAAAUAUUAGGAAAAAAUGUAUUCUGCUUUUUAUAAUCCAUACUGCUGGAACCCCCUAUUCCUAUAAAUGUGUAUAUUUUAUACAUGGAAAAUGGGAAAUAAACUUGGCAAUUCUAAAAUCUGUA